GAUAAUUGAGUUGAAUUUGCGAAGUAAAGAAGAAUAUCCUUCCAACCUGAAUCGAGCGUUGCGCACAAGGAAGCAGCCAAAGCCAAAGCCAAAGCAAUGGGCAGUUUCCUCUCUUCCUUGGUCGGCGGCGACGCCAGUGCCAAUGCGUCGUCGACGUCGUCGUCGUCGUCGCCUUCUCGGGUCUUAACGUUCCACUCGGAGGCGCGCUGGCAGCUCCACUUCAACGAACUCAAAGACUCGCCGAAGCUUGUUGUGAUAGAUUUCUCGGCGUCGUGGUGCGGCCCUUGCAAGUUCAUAGAGCCAGCGAUUCACGCCAUGGCCGACACGUUCACCGAAGUUGAAUUCAUCAAGAUCGACGUCGACGAAUUAUCUGGUGUGGCGCAGGAGUUUGGGGUGCAGGCGAUGCCUACGUUUGUGUUGACGAAGAGAGGAAAGGAAAUUGAUAGGGUUGUUGGCGCCAAGAAGGACGAGCUUGAAAAGAAGAUUGAGAAACAUCGAGCUUAGCUAUGUCAUAUGUGUGAUGUGUCAAUAAAAAGUUGAGUAUAAAUGGUUACAUUUGUGAUGAUGAUGAUGGUGAACUUAUAAAAUUUAAACUUAUUGUGUGUUGC
This is a messenger RNA of Abrus precatorius (Indian licorice), 608 nucleotides long. RefSeq names its product thioredoxin H2. The transcript has 3 exons. The coding region runs from base 97 to 504 and encodes 135 amino acids. The record is from RefSeq and is a predicted model, not a curated record. Lineage: Eukaryota; Viridiplantae; Streptophyta; Magnoliopsida; Fabales; Fabaceae.